AGGUUUGCCGCAAGGUAGCGCGUCCGAAGGCUCCCUCUCCUUUCCAACACCGCUUUCGCGUCCACCUUCAGUCGGCGGAAUCGCUCAUCUCGUUUUAGUUCAAUUUUAGGUUAAUUGUUUAUAACAAAGUUCACUCAAUUUGACAUCGCAGGGAUGACUUCUGUCGUGAAGAAGAAAGUCUGCUAUUACUACGAUAGCGACAUCGGCAACUACUACUACGGACAGGGUCACCCGAUGAAACCACACAGAAUAAGGAUGACCCAUAAUCUUCUCCUUAAUUAUGGCCUCUACAGGAAAAUGGAAAUCUAUAGGCCGCACAAAGCUACAGCCGAGGAAAUGACAAAAUUCCACAGCGACGAGUACAUCAGGUUCCUCAGGAGUAUCCGACCUGACAACAUGACAGAAUACAACAAACAGAUGCAGAGGUUUAAUGUCGGUGAGGACUGUCCUGUUUUUGACGGCCUCUACGAAUUCUGCCAGCUUUCCGGUGGUGGCUCAGUUGCAGCAGCGGUCAAACUCAAUAAACAGGCGGCGGACAUCUGCAUCAACUGGGGUGGCGGGCUACAUCAUGCCAAAAAAUCUGAAGCUUCCGGAUUCUGCUAUGUCAACGAUAUUGUCUUAGGAAUUCUGGAAUUGCUUAAAUAUCACCAAAGAGUGUUGUAUAUUGAUAUUGACGUUCAUCACGGCGACGGAGUCGAAGAGGCGUUUUACACAACAGACAGGGUGAUGACUGUGUCGUUUCACAAAUACGGGGAAUAUUUCCCAGGAACCGGGGACCUAAGAGACAUUGGAGCAGGAAAAGGGAAGUAUUAUGCAGUAAAUAUCCCACUGAGGGAUGGGAUGGAUGAUGAGAGCUACGAGUCCAUUUUUGUUCCUAUAAUAACCAAAGUGAUGGAGACAUUCCAACCGAGCGCCGUAGUCCUGCAAUGUGGAGCAGACUCGCUCACUGGUGACCGCCUCGGCUGUUUCAACCUGACGGUGCGCGGACAUGGAAAGUGCGUCGAGUUCGUCAAAAAGUACAACUUGCCUUUCUUGAUGGUCGGUGGUGGUGGAUAUACGAUACGCAACGUCUCUCGCUGCUGGACGUACGAGACUUCAGUUGCCUUGGGCACUGAUAUCGCAAACGAGCUGCCUUACAAUGACUACUUCGAAUAUUUCGGACCCGACUUCAAAUUGCACAUCUCGCCUUCGAACAUGGCUAACCAGAACACGCCUGAAUACCUCGAAAAAAUCAAGACACGGUUGUUUGAGAAUCUAAGAAUGCUUCCACACGCUCCAGGAGUCCAGGCGCAAGCAAUUCCUGAAGAUGCUGUGAACGAAGACUCGGAGGAUGAGGACGAAAAGGUAAACCCAGACGAGCGGUUGAAUGAGGUCAUCCAGGACAAACACAUCUCGGGCGAUAACGAGUUCUCAGAGUCAGAAGACGAGGGCGAAGGAGGCAGGAGGGACAACAGGAACUUCAACAAACAGAGAAAGAGGCCGCGCAUUGAACCGCGAGUCGAAAGUACGGUCGAUGACACUGCCGACCUCAAGGCGGAUAAGGAGGAGAAGAUGCAGGUUGACGAGUCGAGCAGCAAGGGCUCCGGUGUAUGAACGCGCUAACGUCGUGUUUCUCCAAAGAGGCUCUCUAUGUUGUGUGUCAAAGACAAAAACCAUCACGUCAUCCUGACCAGUAUUAUAGGCGAAAACAAAUCUCACUGAACCCUCUCGUCGAACCGAUAAAAGAACAACCUCUUUGGAAAUCGGCUGUAAUUUAUAUAAAGUUUAUUUAUAUUUGUGAAUUAUAGAUUGUUUUCCUUAGGGUUCGAA
Messenger RNA from Cimex lectularius (bed bug), 1809 nucleotides. Its product is annotated as histone deacetylase Rpd3-like. Bases 154 to 1593 code for a protein of 479 amino acids. The transcript has 8 exons. Gene Ontology annotation, molecular function: histone deacetylase activity. Lineage: Eukaryota; Metazoa; Arthropoda; Insecta; Hemiptera; Cimicidae. The record is from RefSeq and is a predicted model, not a curated record.